Messenger RNA from Penicillium waksmanii, 663 nucleotides. Its product is annotated as GNAT family N-acetyltransferase. The record is from RefSeq and is a predicted model, not a curated record. NCBI's taxonomy places the organism in Eukaryota, Fungi, Ascomycota, Eurotiomycetes, Eurotiales, Aspergillaceae. Gene Ontology annotation, molecular function: acyltransferase activity, transferring groups other than amino-acyl groups. The coding region runs from base 1 to 663 and encodes 220 amino acids. The transcript has a single exon.
AUGGGUCACACAAAACCAAACGACUUCGUGACGGUGAAGACCUCACUCCCGACCUCUCCACUCCCCGCAAGCCAUGCAAGGUCCACAUUGACAACAGACCGAUUGCUCCUCCGGCCCGUUGCAGCAAGCGAUCUCGAGGCAAUGUAUGUCUUGCGUACCCAAGAAGAUGUCAUGAAAUGGACAUCGAGUGGCUGCAUCGACCCGAAUAUCGAGAUGACCAGAGACAAAUUGAACAAUUUCUUGCCACCCAAUGACACCAAGACAUUCAAUUACGCCAUUUGCCUCAAAGAGACGGGGGAAUUUAUCGGCAUGGGUGGAUGUCACCUCUUUCCUGCGGAACAUGGCUGGCCCGAGGUCGGGUACAUGCUUAGAAAGGAAUUCUGGGGCCAAGGCCUGGCAUCGGAGUUUUUGAAUGCCUGGCUGCGGGCAUGGAAAGAGCUGCCACGGUCAGAGCGGGAGUCCAAUGUUGCGAAGGAAAUGGUGAAUAGCGAGGGAUUGCUGCAGGAGCAUCUCAUUGCUAUCACGGAGGAGGCGAAUUCUGGGAGUCAAAGAGUUCUACUGAAGGCUGGGUUUGAGAAGUUCCGGGAGUUUGAUGAGGAGGACGUCUCACAACCUAAUGGGAUCAUAAAUCUCAUCGCUUUCCGCUACUUCCCAUCGAGAUAG